CCACAUUCAAUAAAGUAUGUCAAGCCACAGGUUCAUUGAUGAAAACGACCGCAACGCCUCUAAUCAACGGUACCACAAUUGUAACUAGCCGACAACUUUCCUGGGAGGAGAAGAGAGCACGAGGACCAUUGGUGCGUCGUUAUGGCUAUAAAGAUCAUCUUUUGCAAGGAGGUCUCUUGCCACACUUGGAUAAUGGUCAGAAAUUGCCAAUGCCUGUGUAUCGUCCCAAAAAUCCCUGGACCACAAAACGUGCCCUAUUCGGACAGAACGAUUACAUCGAUAUACUAGGCAAUGAUCGCCUACAUCCCACAAAGGUUUUGUAUUCUGUACCAUCCUGGUUACGUGGUGUGUCGGGCAAUGAAUAUCAAGUGUUGUUGCGAAAACGGAAGAUACUAUCGAAGACAGUUGCCCCCGUGGCACGUCCCACUAAGUGGCGUCAAAUGGAAAAACGUAUCUUGUAUUUGUAUAAAUUCCUCAAUCGUAAAACGAAAACGGGAUUCUCCAAACAAUAAAUGAAA
Musca vetustissima is the source of this 518-nucleotide messenger RNA. It is a transcript of the gene mRpL51, whose product is annotated as large ribosomal subunit protein mL51. Gene Ontology annotation, biological process: translation. Gene Ontology annotation, cellular component: mitochondrial large ribosomal subunit. The coding region runs from base 39 to 512 and encodes 157 amino acids. The transcript has a single exon. NCBI's taxonomy places the organism in Eukaryota, Metazoa, Arthropoda, Insecta, Diptera, Muscidae. The record is from RefSeq and is a predicted model, not a curated record. Gene Ontology annotation, molecular function: structural constituent of ribosome.